Molecule: messenger RNA, 2044 nt
Organism: Daucus carota subsp. sativus
Lineage: Eukaryota; Viridiplantae; Streptophyta; Magnoliopsida; Apiales; Apiaceae
Exons: 1
Coding region: 114-1976 (620 amino acids)
Source: RefSeq, a predicted model, not a curated record
CUUGAAGAUGACAAUACUUGCACAUGUGUUUGCUGAAAAUUCAAAGGGCAUUUUCGAGCAAUACGUGUGAGGCCAGCAGAGAAGAAAAAUCAGGACAGUGACCGAAGAAAUGCAUGUGUAGAGAAGAUUAUCAGAAAAAUAUGCAAUAUCCUUGCAUUAGAGAAGCCUCAGCCUGCUUUCACAUUUUCUGUAUGGAUCCGUCUUCUGACAAACUAGACUGCGCGAGUUCAAACCAUGAAUUCAAAGAUUCGACAAGUUCCUCUCUGUAUCCAUUCACUGAAUUCACAAAUCAUGAGUCUCUCCCUUCAUUGGCAGAAUUAUUCUCCAGUUUUACCAGAGCUUACCCGCAAUACUUAAAAACUUGUCAAGCUGAUCAAAUCCGAGAGCAAGAGUACUAUCAUCUAGUGAAUCAUGUAUGCCUAGAUUACAUAGGCAAUGGACUCUUCUCGUAUGAACAGCAACAGAGCCAUUACUCUGCCUCGGCAUCUACUUCUGCUCCUCUGUAUUCCAAUAGUUCUAGUGCACCCUUUUUUCAUAUAUCAAAUAAACCAGCAAAUUUGUAUUCUGUGCUGCAAUAUGGCGGACAAGAAUCAGAACUAGACUCCAUCAUACGGAAAAGAAUCACAAGCUUUAUGAACAUUUCUGAGGAUGAGUAUUCCAUGGUUUUCACUGCCAACCAAUCAUCCGCUUUUAGGCUUUUAGCUGAUAAUUAUCCGUUCAAGUCCAACAGAGAUCUUUUAACUGUCUAUGAUUAUGUGAACGAGGCUGUGGAGAUAUUGACCGAUUGCUCUAAAAAGAAAGGCGCGCGAGUAAUGUCAGCUGAAUUCUCAUGGCCAAAAAUGGGAAUCCACUCCAAGAACUUAAGCAAGAUGGUAACAAGUAAAUGCAAGAACAAAACGAGGGGCUUAUUCGUUUUCCCUCUUCAGUCAAGAACGACAGGAGCUCGGUAUUCAUAUCAGUGGCUACGCAAAGCACAGGAGAAUGGGUGGCAUGUCUUGCUAGAUUCUACUGCAUCAGAAGCUAAGGAAAUGGAGACUUUAGGCCUCUCCUUCUUCAGGCCAGAUUUUCUGUAUUGCUCCUUUUACAAGAUUUUUGGAGAAAAUCCGUCAGGUUUCGGUUGCCUUUUUGUGAAAAAAUCUAGUGCUGCGGUGUUUAAGAGUUCUACAGGCACAAGUAUAGGCAUUGUUAGUCUUUUCCCAGCUACAAAACAUGGUCAGUAUUUAGACAAAUCGUCUAGCUUUGACGUCGACCCUGAACACCAGCCAUCGCCAUCAGAACCGAAGAAAGCUAAUUUAGCCCACUCCAGUUCAUCCUGCAGUUCAGGGUCAAUUCAGCAAGAGAUAGUUUCUGAAAUCACUGAACUAGAUAACUCUCUCAACAUAACAGAUUUGGGAAACAGAGAUGCCACCAGUAGUGGAGCUUCUGAUAUCGAAUUUAGAGGCUUGGAUCAUGCAGAUUCAUUGGGCUUGAUACUCAUCCGUAGCAGAUCAAGGUACCUAGUCAAUUGGUUGAUAAACGCGAUGAUGAGCCUACAACACCCGCAUUCAGAAUUCGGGCUUCCAUUAGUGAAAAUAUAUGGACCAAAGGUAAAAUUCGACAGAGGACCAGCUCUUGCCUUCAAUAUAUUUGACUGGAAAGGAGGGAAGGUUGAUCCUCAACUUGUACAGAAACUAGCUGACAGAAACAACAUUUCUCUUGGUUUGGGAGCAUUGAAAAACAUUUGGUUCUCAGAUAAGCACGACGAAGAAAGCACCUUGCUGCAUACAAGAACUCCAGAGCACAGAAGACUAUUGAGAAACAAGAAAGAUAAAUUAAAUUUCAGCAUGUCUGUCUCAACAGCUUCAUUCGCGAUGCUGACAAACUUCCAAGACACAUACAGGCUCUGGGCAUUUACUUCCAAGUUUCUCGAUGCAGACUUCGUGGAGAAAGAGAGAUGGAGGUACACUGCUCUCAAUCAGAGAGCCAUUGAAGUGUAAAGCAUCCAUCAUUUAUGUUCAUACAAUUCUUCAUUCAUUUACAAAGUAAAUUUCUUCUAUUAGUACAA